CCAUGCAUUAGCUUAACGUAAUCUAAGCUAUUUCUCUACCUUUCUCUUUCUGUUGAGAUUCUUCCAAUAUAGAAUUCCAAGCAACUAGCACAAAAUCACACACAAACAAAAAAUAGAUAUAUUAGCAAAUGGAGUUACAAGCUAAUUAUGUACCACGAUGGACACCUAGUCCAAAUAGAUCACCACAUAGACGUCAUGAAUCAGAGACAAAUGAAAGUGUUACUUCUGAAGAUGAGAUUCCUUUUAACAACAAAAAUCCAACCAAAAAUUUCCCAUUUAGUAGUACUACUAGUAGUAUACCAGCACCUCAUCAUAUUGGUGAUAUUGACGCACCAUCUUUAAGGGAUAAUUAUGAAAUAAAAAGGUCCUUAGAAGCACCACCAAAAACUAGUGUUCCCCCUAUGAUUAGUAGUACUAAUUCUGCAUAUGAUGAUGUGCCUUUGAGUACAUUGAUGUUUAAUAAAGGUGGUCAUGAAGGAAUUUACUUGACAUGGAAGGACUUGUGUGUGACUGUGCCUGACAAGAAAACUGGGAGGAGAGCUAUAUUGCAAGGGCUUACUGGUUAUGUUCAACCUGGUCAAGUUUUGGCCAUUAUGGGUCCUUCUGGUUGUGGCAAAUCUACUCUUCUAGAUACUUUAGCAGGGAGAUUGGACUCCACCACAAGACAAACUGGCGAAAUCCUCAUCAAUGGUCGGAGGCAAUCACUUGCUUUUGGCACUUCGGCAUAUGUGACACAAGAUGACACGUUAAUGACAACACUAACAGUGAGAGAAGCAAUCUACUAUUCAGCACAACUCCAAUUACCAGAUUCAAUGUCAAGAUCCGAGAAGAAAGAAAGAGCAGAAGCAACAAUAAGAGAAAUGGGCUUACAAGAUGCUAUGAAUACAAGAAUUGGUGGAUGGAGUGUCAAAGGAUUGAGUGGUGGACAAAAGAGAAGAGUCAGUAUUUGCAUUGAAAUCCUAAAACGUCCAAAGCUUCUGUUUCUUGAUGAGCCAACAAGUGGGCUUGAUAGUGCAGCUUCUUAUCAUGUGAUGAAUAGAAUUGUUCAAUUGGCUAAACAAGAUGGAAGGACUGUUGUGGCUUCUAUUCAUCAGCCCAGUAGUGAAGUUUUUGAACUUUUUCACAAUCUUUGCCUUUUGUCCUCUGGUAGGACUGUCUACUUUGGUUCCAUUUCUGGAGCAAAUGAGUAUUUUGCUUUGAAUGGGUUCCCAUGUCCAACUAUGAGGAAUCCAUCAGAUCACUACCUAAGGACAAUCAACAAGGACUUUGACGUUGAUAUCGAAAAAGGAGUUAGUGGAAAAGCCACUGCAACAGAAGCAAUCGACAUUCUGGUUAAGUCGUACAAGACCUCACAGGGUUACCAACAAGUUCAACGAAGAGUUUUGGAAAUUUGCCAACAGAAUGGUGGAGAAGAGGCCAAGAAAGGAAGCCAAGCAGGUUUCAUAACUCAGUGUAUAGUUCUCACAAGGAGGUCUUUUGUGAACAUGUAUCGUGAUCUUGGCUAUUAUUGGCUUCGUUUUGCAAUAUAUAUUGCUUUAUGCUUGUGUGUUGGCACCAUUUUUCAUGACAUUGGCCACGACUAUGGCUCCAUUCAGGCUAGAGGUUCAAUGCUGAUGUUUGUUGCAGCCUUCUUAACAUUUAUGGCCAUUGGUGGAUUCCCUUCUUUUGUGGAGGAUAUGAAAAUUUUCACUCGAGAAAGACUAAAUGGGCACUAUGGUGUGGCUGCAUUUGUGGUGGGAAAUACAUUUUCUUCCAUCCCUUACCUACUAUUGAUCUCAGUAGUACCUGGCGCUUUGGCUUAUUACCUUGUUGGAUUACAAAAGGGGUUCGAUCACUUCGCCUAUUUUGCUCUAAUGCUAUUCGCGACGAUGAUGUUAGUUGAGAGCCUAAUGAUGAUUGUUGCCAGCAUUGUCCCAGAUUUCCUUAUGGGAAUCAUAACAGGAGCUGGAAUUCAAGGUGUUAUGAUGCUUAAUGGAGGUUUCUUCAGAUUGCCUGAUGAUCUUCCUAAGCCAUUCUGGAAGUACCCAAUGUAUUAUAUUGCAUUUCACAAAUAUGCAAAUCAAGGUUUUUACAAGAAUGAGUUCUUGGGACUGAAUUUCCCUAAUGAGCAAAUUAGAGGGCCAUCAAUAAUUAGUGGUGAUGAAAUUUUGAGAAAUGUAUGGCAAGUACAAAUGGGAUAUUCAAAAUGGGUGGAUGUUGCCAUAGUUUUUGGAAUGGUGAUACUCUAUAGGUUCAUGUUUUUGGGAAUAAUUAAGACUGUGGAGAAAGCUAAGCCUAUGAUUAGAGCAUUUAUGGCUCGUUCUUCUAAUAAUCCAACUCAUGCUGAAGAUCCAGAUGCUUGAAGAAAGACUAUAUCAUAGUGUGUUUAUUAUAUUUUGUUGUUGAUGUAAACUGUGCACUAAAGUUUAUUACUAUUAGUCUUGUUCAAGACCAAUGUUUGGUUGAUCUUUUAAUUUACCUACUUUUGCAAGUAUUAGAAGUUGGAAUGACUUGUUUUAAUUUUCCCUACUUGUGUUGCUAAUGUACUAUCCUUUAAUUGAAAAUGUAAGUUAAUUUUGGAGAUAAUCUAAGCUUAAGUUUAUCAGA
Molecule: messenger RNA, 2586 nt
Organism: Lycium ferocissimum
Lineage: Eukaryota; Viridiplantae; Streptophyta; Magnoliopsida; Solanales; Solanaceae
Product: ABC transporter G family member 1-like
Exons: 9
Coding region: 129-2342 (737 amino acids)
Cellular component (GO): membrane
Molecular function (GO): ABC-type transporter activity; ATP binding; ATP hydrolysis activity
Source: RefSeq, a predicted model, not a curated record